AUGUCGAUAUCACCAUUCCUUCGUUCGCCCUUUACGGACUUUACCGGGGGUAUGGUAUCCCACCAGUUACUUGGCGCUUGCCAGAAGCAGGAGAUCCGCUACAUGGACUGUCUUGAAGCCUAUGGCUUGGACCGCGGCCGAGUUAAAUGCGAACAUCUCUUCCAUGAUUUUCACGAAUGCCAAACCAAAACACUGCAGUACAAACGCUUUGCGGCUAUGCGUAAGGAGCGCGAAAGACAAAUCGCUGAAGGAAAAUUGACCGGCGACAAGAAAUAUGUCACCCCUAGAAUUGAUAGUUACUAA
Messenger RNA from Leptosia nina, 303 nucleotides. The record is from the annotation of a GenBank genome assembly. Lineage: Eukaryota; Metazoa; Arthropoda; Insecta; Lepidoptera; Pieridae.